GCGGCCGCCGUACUCGCGAAGUCCUCUGCACCGGAAGUCUCUCUGUCCCGCUUCAUGGUUCAUACAGAUCCUUCUUUUCCCCACAACCUAAACCCCGUCUCCGCAUAUACAGCUACUCUAAUUCUUCCAGGUUAACUGACUCCAUCUCUGUCUUCUUCGUUCAGCCCUGACUUUACCUGUAUCUUCGGAGAAAUGUGGACUUCAAUUCCGCUACCAACCCGCUCUACUUCCGGAAUCCCUGGAAGCUUCCCGUUGCCAUGGCGACUCUGUACACAGCGGAUCGCUGGCUGUCCUGCUUGCAUACUGGGCUCCAUCAAGUCGCUGCAGUUAUAGCGGUCUCUCUAUCCAAGCGCCGCUGCCUUGCGAGAAUGGGUACUACUAGGAAAAAGGUUCAAGCGUUUGUCCGCAUCAAGCCUACUGACGACUUUGCUCAUGAAAUGAUCAAAUUUGGAGAUGACAACAAAAGCAUUGAUAUUCACUUGAAAAAAGAUUCUCGAAGAGGAGUUGUCAAUAACCAGCAGACAGACUGGUCAUUCAAGCUGGAUGGAGUUCUUCAUGACACCUCCCAGGAUUUGGUUUAUGAGAUGGUCGCCAGGGAAGCGGUUUCUCAAGCCCUCGAUGGAUACAAUGGUACCAUCAUGUGUUAUGGGCAGACGGGAGCUGGCAAGACAUACACCAUGACGGGAGCAACUGAGAAUUACAAGCACCGGGGUAUUCUGCCUCGUGCCCUGCAGCAGAUUUUUAGGAUGAUUGAAGAGCGGCCCACACAGGCCAUCACUGUACGAGUUUCCUACCUGGAAAUCUAUAAUGAGAACCUGUUUGAUCUCCUGUCCACUCUGCCAUAUGUUGGACCCUCAGUCACACCAAUGACCAUCUUGGAAAACCCUCAGGGGGUCUUCAUUAAGGGCUUAUCGGUCCAUCUCACAAGUCAAGAGGAGGACGCAUUCAGCCUCCUCUUUGAGGGAGAGACCAACAGGAUCAUCGCCUCCCACACAAUGAACAAAAAUUCAUCCAGGUCACACUGCAUUUUCACCAUCUACAUGGAGGCCCAUUCUCGGACCUUAUCAGAUGAAAAGUAUAUCACUUCCAAAAUCAACUUGGUAGAUCUUGCAGGCUCAGAGAGGCUCGGCAAGACAGGGUCGGAAGGUAGAGUCCUAAAGGAGGCCACCUACAUCAACAAGUCACUGUCAUUCCUGGAGCAGGCCAUCAUCGCCCUUGGCGACCAGAAGCGGGACCACAUCCCUUUCCGGCAGUGCAAGCUCACCCAUGCCCUGAAAGACUCCUUAGGGGGAAACUGCAAUAUGGUCCUUGUGACCAACAUCUAUGGAGAAGCUGCCCAGUUAGAAGAAACGUUGUCAUCACUGAGGUUUGCCAGCAGGAUGAAGCUGGUCACUACUGAGCCUGCCAUCAACGAGAAGUAUGAUGCUGAGAGAAUGGUCAAGAACUUGGAAAAAGAGCUGGCAUUGCUUAAGCAGGAACUGGCCAUCCAUGAUAGUCUGUCCAACCGCACCCUCGUGAAUUACGACCCCAUGGAUGAGAUCCAGAUUGCUGAGAUCAACUCCCAAGUGCGGAGGUACCUGGAGGGGACACUGGACGAGAUUGACAUAAUCAAUCUAAGACAGAUUCAGGAGGUAUUCAACCAGUUCCGAGUGGUUCUGAGCCAACAGGAGCAGGAAAUAGAGUCUGCCUUGCGCAGGAAGUACACUCUCAUAGACAAGAAUGACUUUGCAGCCAUUUCUGCUGUCCAGAAGGCAGGGCUUAUGGAUUUGAAAGGUCAGCUGGUGGGUGAGCCCGAUGGACAAAGCUUUGGACUUGGGGUUGCUUCUUUUGCUGCCAAACCUGGGAAGAAACCCAAGUCCAAGAAGACAGUGAAAGAGCAGUUCAGCGCCUUAGCAAGAAAGGAAGGUGCCAGCAGUCCUGUGAGUGGCAAGGACCUUGAUAUGAUUUCCAUCUCUAAGACCCAGCUAAUCUCUUCUUCCAAAGAUGGGGAUAUCAAAGACAUGAUUCAACGUGACAGAGAGCCUUCCCUGGCUGAGCACCUUUCCUCAGACUCUCCAAAAGAUGAAGCACGCCCACCCAGACCUAGUACCCCACCCUCUAAGCCUGUGGCCUUUGAAGAGUUUAAGAAUGAACGAGGUAGUGAGAUCAACCGUAUCUUCAAAGAAAACAAAUCCAUCUUGAAUGAACGAAGGAAAAGGGCCAGCGAGACAACCCAGCGCAUCAAUGCCAUCAAGCGGGAGAUUGACGUGACCAAAGAUGCACUGAAUUUCCAAAAGUCGCUACGGGAGAAGCAAGGUGAGUAUGAGAACAAAGGCCUGAUGAUCAUCGAUGAGGAGGAAUUUCUGCUGAUCUUGAAGCUCAAAGACCUGAAGCAGCAGUAUCGAAAUGAGUACCAAGAAUUGCGAGACCUCAGGGCUGAGAUCCAGUACUGCCAGCGCCUGGUGGACCAGUGUCGACAUCGCCUGCUCAUGGAAUUUGACAUCUGGUACAAUGAGUCUUUUGUCAUUCCGGAGGAUGUUCAGGCAGCACUGAAGUCGGGCAGCAGCAUCCGGCCAGGCAUGGUGCCUGUCAACAGGAUUUUGUCUCUGGGAGAAGAUGACCAGGACAGGUUCAACCAGCUGCAGCAGACUGUCCUGCCUGAGGGUCCUGAUUCCAUUUCCUUCUACAAUGCCAAAGUCAAGACAGAACAGAAGCACAAUUAUAUGAAAGCCUUGGUGGGUCUCCAACAGUCCCACAGAAAAUAGUCUCAUCAAUAGCCUGAAGACCAGCAGCUCUAGUCUGUUUUAAGGAAGCUGCUACACACAUGCCCAGAGCUCCAGCCACCCUGCUGCAAGCUGAACCAAACCGAGAAACAGUCGCCUGCCUUCUGGGAAGGGUGUCCUCCCACCCUUGU
This is a messenger RNA of Psammomys obesus (fat sand rat), 2893 nucleotides long. It is a transcript of the gene Kif9, whose product is annotated as kinesin family member 9. The record is from RefSeq and is a predicted model, not a curated record. The transcript has 21 exons. Bases 258 to 2744 code for a protein of 828 amino acids. Gene Ontology annotation, biological process: microtubule-based movement. Gene Ontology annotation, molecular function: microtubule binding; ATP binding; microtubule motor activity. Lineage: Eukaryota; Metazoa; Chordata; Mammalia; Rodentia; Muridae.